AUUUGCUUCUUCCACCACUUUAUCCUACUUCUUUUGUAUCUUCCAUAAUAAUCAUGACAUUGUCACGCAUGCUCUAUUGUCGGAUUCUGCUAAAUGGUAUGGUUUUCGUGAGUAGUUCAAGAAUUAGGGUACACUGAAAAAAGGAAUACUACCACAGUAGAUGAAACCGCAGCAAGUAAGAAAACGAAUCGGAAUUACUAGCUUUCGAACUUUUAGUUCCCAAAACAGUAAUGGAUAGAGUAAUCCCUCAUGCAUGACCGGAACUGCGCCACUACAACCAUCAUUUGUGCGUUGAAAUCAUUUAAAUAGUGGUGUGAGAUUUUGGUUUGUUUUCUUUACAAACAUAUAUGCCUUCUUUACUAUCGAUAAUUGGCAGACCAAACGACCACAUCCACCACCACAAUCGAUUGGGCAUGCCGACAAUUACGAUGAAUGCACCCUUUUACGAAGAUCAUCAGCAACCGUUGCCGAUGAUACUACAAUUACCGGACGAACUUUUGAGCGAAAUAAUGCUUUUUGCGAAAAUCACUGACCGACUUCGCUGCGCACUAACGUGCAGAGCAUGGUAUGAUCAUUUCGAAAAAUAUCCCUAUGCGUUAUGGGACACUAUCGAAACGAACGAUAGCUGGCUAUUGUACAAACUCGACAAGACCGUGCGUAAGAACAAAGCCCUUGCAUCAGCUUUUGGACAAUAUGCUCGACAUAUCAAGUUUGUUCUUCCGCCGAGUCACGUUGCUUAUUACGCCACAAGAGCCUUAUCGAAUUCUCAGUGUCACAAUAUCGUAUCGUUGGAUUUGUCCAAUGUCUUCCAGUUGUCCAUACAGAGCUUUCUUGAAACGAUUCGCUUGAGCCAUAAAAGCUUGCGAGUGAUACGCCUUAUCAAGGGCGACGUCAUUGCAGCAGGAUAUCUCGCAACUAUAUUCAAUAUAUGUCAUAACCUGACGCAUUUCACUUAUGUUGGUCGACAAACAUCGCCCCAGGAGAUCCGAGAGGCCCCUGAAAGUCUUGUUGCCCGUACGUUCCACUUGACCAGCCUGUACCUGGAAUUCUCGUUAGGAGCCGAUAUUGUUCAUUUACCUACGCUACUUGCAAACUGCCCACGCCUCAAGAAUUUGCAGAUACAUACAUUCGAUAGCGAAGAGAAUCAGCAGAUACUAGAGCUUGUUACCAUGCACUGUAGCAACCUUUCCAACUUUGUAUAUCACAGCUGGCAUAACACAGUCGCGUACGGCAAGCGGAACGAGUUUCGACUUUUCGGCAAACAACUGACGUACUCUUAUCGUGCAAUACUUGAUCCUUCGACGACGCCAACGGAUGAAGGCGAUGACAUCAGUGUACACCAGAAGGAUACGACCCUUUUGCCAUGGGUGCUUAAAAGCCAUAUGACGGUAGAAACCAUGUCUGUCUCACUUUGCAUGCUACGACCGACACGACGAGCAAUGCAUUUAUUGGGCUCGCUACAUUUUCCGCAACUGCGCGAGCUAAAGCUACAUUGCCUGUGUCAAAAUGCCAACCGGUCAUACCCUUCAAGCAAUUUAUGCAGCUUUUUGCAAGCAUCGCCGAAUUUGGAACUUGUACACUUGUUUGGCCUUAACUCUAUCAACAACAACGUCCUCAAGGUACUCGGUCAACUUGAACGCCUCGAACAGUUGGAGGUCACGCUCGGCGAAGCAAGUAUGGUCACCCCUCAAGGCAUUCGCUGGUUAUUCGAGUCAACAAAGACGUUGCGACGCGUAUCAUUUGGAGGCCUAACCAAAUAUUUUACAAAUCAACAUCUUUUGGCGACUACUGCUCUUAAGCACUUAUAUUCCUUGAUGAUUACAGCCGCAUGCGCCGACAUAAGCACGAGCGGUCUUUAUCAAUAUACAGACAAGAUGCGUGACUCUGAUAUCAAAAUACUACGACUGGGUAUGGUUCCUAUGCUGGACGACAGAACUAUUUUGGCGUUCAACCGACUGCCGAACCUUUGCUAUUUGGAGAUUGCUGCUACCCAAAAAAAUCCGCGAAGUAUCGGAUUGGCAUUCGAUGAGCUCGUUGAAGCACGCGCUAAAGAUGAUACCCAUACUUUAGAAGUAAAAUACACCGAAGCAUAUUCCUCUCACUUUUUCACUAGCGCUGUUGCUGGUAAUAUAGAUAUUUUCUAAGAGAAAAAAUGAACGUACAUACAGUAAAUGCUUGUCACAAGUGUGGGUUGAUUCAGUCAUGGUUGCCUUUUGCAUAUU
Zychaea mexicana is the source of this 2222-nucleotide messenger RNA. RefSeq lists its product as uncharacterized. Gene Ontology annotation, molecular function: protein binding. The transcript has 2 exons. Lineage: Eukaryota; Fungi; Mucoromycota; Mucoromycetes; Mucorales; Lichtheimiaceae. Bases 348 to 2144 code for a protein of 598 amino acids. The record is from RefSeq and is a predicted model, not a curated record. Gene Ontology annotation, cellular component: SCF ubiquitin ligase complex. Gene Ontology annotation, biological process: SCF-dependent proteasomal ubiquitin-dependent protein catabolic process.